CUCUUCGCCUUCAUCACAAUUAUCUCUUUCAUCGGCACCACCGCUGAAGACGCUUCCACCAAGCCCAAAUAUUUCUCAACUAGAGAAUUUUGCUCUGAGCGCCAUGGCACCAAGCAUGGCAGUUGUAUUUACUUUACCGUUUGACACCGUUAAAGUCAGAAUGCAACUUCAAGGUGAAGUCAGAAUUAUGAAGGAUUCGACGGGCAAGACAAUUCGAGUUGUUGCUGAAAAGAAUAGUUUUGAUUGUUUAAGAAAAACCUACAAAUUCGAAGGCUUAAGAGGUCUGGAAAAGGGACUUGUUCCUUCCAUAUUAAAAGAAAGCUCCAAAAAUGUCUUUCGCUUGGGACUUUAUGAUCCAAUUCUCUCAGUGAUUCAUCCAACUGAUGAUUAUACCUCAUCGUCAUCCGCUCCUGCCUGGAAACGAAUGUUUGCGGGAGGCUUAUGUGGUGCCUUAGGAGCGGUAUCAGCCAAUCCCUUUGAAUUGGUAAAAACUCGAUUACAAAGCUCUGCAGCAGAUGCCAUUGCGGUUGGAAACCAAUAUGGUUAUACAUCAGUGACUUCAGCACUGCGACGUAUUAUGUUUGAGGAAGGUGGCAUAAAAGGACUUUAUCGUGGAUCAAUGAUAUCUGUUGGACGGGGGAUACUGGGAAGUGCAGCAAAUUUAUCAUCCUAUACUAUGUUAAAGGAUUACGCUAAACGUGAAGGGUAUUCUGACGGCAUUCCGCUUGACAUGGC
Racocetra fulgida is the source of this 735-nucleotide messenger RNA. The record is from the annotation of a GenBank genome assembly. NCBI's taxonomy places the organism in Eukaryota, Fungi, Glomeromycota, Glomeromycetes, Diversisporales, Gigasporaceae.